ACCUGCAUCUCAACUUGUGCGGUUCGUUCUUUGUUCGUGCCCCCCCUGCGCGAGAGGAGGGAGUAAGCCUGCUGGUCUGCGAGGCGGACGCCUACUAUAAUACAUAGACUAGAGAAAACUCGCUUCGCAUCCACAACAUCUGUGCGGCAAUAUCCUGGAGGACACCCACCCCUGUUCCCUGAUCGGGAGUACUGAGAGGGGGUGACCAAGAGAAGCAGCGCGGAUAGAAUGGCAUCCUUUCCGUUCAUGCCCAUGGCAGUGCUCACCGUCGGUUUGCUCAGCGCUUGGAUCGUCCAGCUAGGCGUGAUCGCUUACGCGGGAUACAUGGUGCGCCACUUGGGUAUCGUCGAGGACAAGGAUCAAGCCGGUGAGUUUUUGGUCAUUGUAAUGAACCGCGUCGUUUCCACCCGCCCUUUUCCGGUGUCUGCACCCACCGCAAUAUCCCUUGCAAAACUCCACACCGCAUGA
This is a messenger RNA of Ectocarpus sp. CCAP 1310/34, 468 nucleotides long. The record is from the annotation of a GenBank genome assembly. NCBI's taxonomy places the organism in Eukaryota, Phaeophyceae, Ectocarpales, Ectocarpaceae.